AGUUCUAAAAGCUCCUGACGUAGGCGGGAGAACGGCUAGCAACAGUUGCCUCGAGACCCCCGCGCUCGCGCUCCAUAGCGACUGUAGUCGUGGAGACCGUUUCUUACCAACAGCGAAGAGCAACAGCAGCAGCAGCAGCAGCGGAAACUGGAGCCGAAGCUCCAGUGAGUGUGUGUGUGUGUGUGUGUGUGUGUGUGAGUGUGUGUGUGUGUGAGAGAGAGAGAGUGUGUGUGUGAAUGUGUGUGUGUGUGAGAGAGAGAGAGAAAGAAAGAAAGAAAGAAAAGACAACAACCAGAAAGCUGCGAAACACAAGUAAAUCUGGAGUGGAGGGCGAUAUAGAAGACCGAGCUGAAGUGUUUCCCAGCUCUUUCAGAGGCAACAGAGAGAGAGAGAGAACAUCAUGCAGAACUCAGAGGGCGGCUCGGAGGCAGCUGCCACAGUGGCGCUACAGACGACCACUUCGGCCCAGGCACCAGUUGUUCAACCUGUACCUCCGUCGCAACAGCGAGUGUUAGUCCAGGCCACAGGCUCGUCCCCAAAGCCACAGGUCCAGCAGCUGUCUAGAGUGCAACAGGUUCCUCAGCAGGUGCAGCACGUACAGCACGUAUACCCCACCCAGGUGCAGUAUGUCGAAGGCGGAGAGACCAUCUACCCCAACGGCACCAUCCGCACGGCGUACACCUAUAACCAUGAUGCCCAGCUGUACGGUCAGGCCAGCGGUAACUCCUACUUUGACACUCAGGCAGGGGCGACGCAGGUCACCACGGUGGUCUCCUCGGCCAGCAGCGUGCCCUCCCACAGCAUGGUGGGCAUCGCCAUGGACGUGGGCGGCAGCCAUGUGAUCUCCAGCAGCGGCGCUUAUCUUAUCCACGGGGGCAUGGACGGCCGCCACCACGCCACUCCGUCCUCCCGCUCUUCCUCUGCAAUGCUUGAAAUGGCGAUUGAAAACCUCCAAAAGUCUGAAGGGAUUGCUUCUCACAAGAGCAUCCUGCUCAACAGCCAUCUGCAGUGGCUUUUGGAUAACUACGAGACGGCGGAAGGAGUGAGUCUGGCACGCUGCUCCCUCUAUAACCACUACCUGCGUCACUGCCACGAGCAGAAGCUGGACCCGGUCAACGCCGCCUCCUUCGGCAAACUCAUCCGCUCGGUGUUCAUGGGGCUACGGACACGUCGUCUCGGCACCAGGGGAAACUCGAAGUACCACUACUACGGCAUCCGCGUGAAGCCCGACUCUCCUCUCAACCAAAUGCAGGACGACACUCAGUACAUGGCCAUGAGACAGCAGCCCAUCCACCACAAACAGAGGUUUAAGCCGCUGCAGAAGAUGGGUGGCAUGAGCGAUUGCAUUUCCUUCGGCUCACAGCACUCCAGCAGCACACCGGAGCAGAGCGUGGCCGCUCAGAGCCAACACCACCAACAGUACAUCGACGUGUCCCACGCCCUGCCCCCGUUCCCCUCUCUCGAACUGGACUCCUGUCCGCUGCCGGAGCGCAUCACCAUGAACGACGUGAAGAAGCUACAGAGCAUCUACAGGGACCACUGUGAGGCCACUCUAGACGUGGUGAUGAAUCUGCAGUUUCACUUCAUCGAGAAGCUGUGGCAGACCUUCUGGUAUUCAGCACUGCCAUCUAGUGACGGCAGCACCACCACCAUCCCCAGCAGUGAUGAGGAACUCGAAGGCGUGAUCCCGAGGGAGAAGCUGAUCGCGCUGUGUAAGUUCGAGCCAGUGAAGCAGUGGAUGAGGAGCUGUGAUCACAUCCUGUACCAGGCGCUGGUGGAGAUCCUCAUCCCCGAUGUCCUGCGGCCCGUUCCCAGUACUCUCACUCAGGCUAUUAGAAACUUUGCUAAGAGCCUGGAGGGCUGGUUGACUUCAGCGAUGAGUAACUUCCCCCAGGAGAUCGUCCGCACCAAGGCCGCAGUGGUGAGUGCGUUUGCGCAGACGCUGCGCAGGUACACCUCUCUGAACCACCUGGCGCAGGCGGCUCGGGCUGUGCUGCAGAACACGUCUCAGAUCAACCAGAUGCUCAGCGACCUCAACCGCGUCGACUUCGCCAACGUGCAGGAGCAGGCAUCAUGGGUGUGUCAGUGUGACGAGAGCGUGGUGCAGCGUCUGGAGCAGGAUUUUAAGAUGACCCUGCAGCAGCAGAGCUCUCUGGACCAGUGGGCCGCGUGGCUGGACAGCGUGGUGAGUCAGGUGCUGAAACCACACGAGGGCAGUCCCAGCUUCCCCCGCGCCGCACGCCAGUUCCUCCUCAAGUGGUCCUUCUACAGCUCCAUGGUGAUCAGAGACCUGACUCUGCGCAGCGCGGCGAGUUUCGGCUCUUUCCACCUGAUCCGCCUGCUGUACGACGAGUACAUGUUCUACCUGGUGGAGCACCGCGUCGCCCUGGCAACCGGAGAAACCCCCAUCGCCGUCAUGGGAGAGUUCAAUGACCACAGUUUGAUGAUGCCGUCUCUCAUGGAGAAAGAUGCGUCAUUCUCAGACGACAUGAGCGACCUGGGCAGCGACGCAGACGUGUCCCGGGGGACGUGUGAGCCCACCGUGAAGAGCGAGAGAAUCGAGAUUAAUCACACUCUGCAGGAGAUCUGAAGUCGGUCCAGUGUGUGUGUGUGUGUGUGUGUGUGUGUGUGUGAGCGAAUGUGUGUGUUUACAUAUGAGCAAACAUAUGAGUCCAGCGUUCUGCUAGUGUGAGUCGAUGUAACACCGGCUGGAUUCUUUUUGUUUGUAACUAAUACAGUCUAGAGGCUUUUAUAGUUUGUGCUCGAGGUUCGUUUUCUUUUCUUUUUUCCUUUCUUCUUCUCCUCCUCCUCUGUGCCUAUGUGUGUGUGUGUGUGUGUGUGUGUGUGUUUAAUUAGUGCCAUAGUGUCCUUUCAGUGCCUUAGACGAGAGCAGAAAGCACCAGAGCACACUCUGUGCCUGUCCCGCGGUACGACCGGCUCGUCUCUCGAGCACCCUCGACCCCCCUGUAGCGUUGUAGGGACGCGACCGCUCGGGUUCCACGCAAAAAACACAAACGCGCCACGAUGACCGACCCCCCCCCCCCGACGAAAAAGAGACGAGCCUUCGAUACCUCGACUGUUUCCGUGAUUUCGCAUCCGACGUGUCAAUCGACAUUUUCUCAAAUCAGGCACAGCUAUCCAAACGAUCGGCUCGGCCCGGACGGUUCCUCGGACCGAUCCUACGGCGCCGGCGCAACGGAGGUUUCAUCUUUAUCGAACCGAACGGCCCAUUCGCACACUGAUCCAUUAUUUAGUGUGUAACUAGUAAGCUUUACAAAGCUGCUAGUGUUUCGUAUAAGAACUAGAAGAAGAAAAAAAGGAUGUGGGCGUGGACACAAGGCCACGCCCACAGGGUAGCUGUAUUUCUACACGACGACAAGAGUAACAAACGACAUCGGAAACGAGCGACGCGUCUCCUGCUGGUGUGAACGCCGGGUCAACGCUUUCGUCACAGUAACGACCCGAGUCGAGGCGCUCCAGCCUCUUUCAUUUCCCCCGGAGGAUGUAAAAGGACGGACGGACGGACGGAUAGAAGUGUUCUCGUGCUGCGAGCGUGGAACCGAACGUCAGUCUGAGCUCGCUGGUUUGUUCUGAACAAUGCCUCUCGCACAUAAACGUAGGAUUUUAAACCUUUUGCGUAACACGAACGUUUUUAAUAGAUUCAAUUAAAAAAAAAAAAAAAAGUAUAAAUAAAUAAAGAGUUACACUUUUAAAUGGAACGAUUAUACCUUAUUGUACGAUACGAACUCUCAAGAGUUCGUUCACCCCGAAACUGAAAUAUGCACACGCACGCACGCACGCACGCCGCCUCGGUGCUGGAUUUCCCGCCGUGCUUCUCGUCCUCGUCGUAUGAAAACGUGUCUAUUUAUAUCAGACGGAACAGUGCCGGAUUCUUCCUGUUAAACUCUUUAUCUGUUCGUUUUUCGUUCACAAUCUUAGGAUUUUAGGAAUGGAUCUCCCAGGUUUGUCCCUCGCGUCUCCUUUCUUUCUCCGUGUUUACAGAUGCAGUACCAAUUGUGCUUUCUUUUUAAAAUAAAUUAAUUCAUUCAUUUCCCGCUGUGAUUUUUACUCCCCCUCCCCCUCCCCCGGGAUGUGAUUUGUCGUCUCCGUGGCCUUUUUAUCGGUUAUGAACACUUCAGGCUGUUAGUGCGUUUAAGGAACUUUGUGUAACUUGGUAAUAGUUUGUUUUUUUUGUUUUUUUGUAUCGCUGUUUUAGAUGGAUUAUUUUUUAUUUUUUAUGGGAGUAGAUACGAUUCUUCUCACAACUAUAUUUUGAGGAAAAAAACAAAACAAAACCAGCGUUCGUGAAUAUUCUUACCUAGGCUGAGAACAGACCGCCGUCUGUAAUAAAAUCUUACUUCGGUUGUAUUUUGUACUGUUUAAAAAAAAUAAAUAAGUAAAUAAAGAAGUGUAAUAAAUUGGUGUAAACCGCUUAACGAUCACA
Molecule: messenger RNA, 4444 nt
Organism: Ictalurus punctatus (channel catfish)
Lineage: Eukaryota; Metazoa; Chordata; Actinopteri; Siluriformes; Ictaluridae
Gene: rfx2
Product: regulatory factor X, 2 (influences HLA class II expression)
Exons: 19
Coding region: 401-2590 (729 amino acids)
Biological process (GO): regulation of transcription by RNA polymerase II
Cellular component (GO): nucleus
Molecular function (GO): DNA-binding transcription factor activity, RNA polymerase II-specific; RNA polymerase II cis-regulatory region sequence-specific DNA binding
Source: RefSeq, a predicted model, not a curated record